Molecule: messenger RNA, 1212 nt
Organism: Rhodotorula graminis WP1
Lineage: Eukaryota; Fungi; Basidiomycota; Microbotryomycetes; Sporidiobolales; Sporidiobolaceae
Exons: 9
Biological process (GO): poly(A)+ mRNA export from nucleus; transcription elongation by RNA polymerase II; post-transcriptional tethering of RNA polymerase II gene DNA at nuclear periphery
Cellular component (GO): transcription export complex 2
Molecular function (GO): RNA binding; double-stranded DNA binding
Source: RefSeq, a predicted model, not a curated record
CCUCCGAUCAACCCCUCGACGGGCCAGCUUCACGGCCAGGUCGACGCCGUCUUUGCCUACCAGAAGCAGCACGAGGCCGUCACCGCCCUGUACCGGUGGCUCAUCGAUGCGCGCGAUCUCCCGACCGGCUGGGCUUUGCCGCUCCUCUACGUCGUGUGCCGCGACUUGCGCAAGACGGCCGAGCAGGCCGACCAGCAGCUGCUCGCCAACGGGCACAAGGCGACAAAGCUCGAGGACGCGAGCCGCCUCCUGCAAAAGUGCUUCUCGUGCUGCCUCAACGACCGAGCGUCCGACAUGAUGGCGUCGCGCAAGAUGGGCACCUACUACCUCGCGUCGCUCCUCUUCAAGACGUACUUUCGCCUCAACUCGACCGCCCUGUGCAAGAACAUCAUCCGGGGCAUCAACGCGGCCGACCUGCCGCCGCUCACCGCCUUUCCUCGCGCGCACCGCGUCACCUACUCGUACUACAUGGCCGUCUUUGCCUUCCUGCGCGAGGACUAUGCCCAGGCCGAGAAGGGCUUCGUCGAGGCGCUCGGCAUGACGCACCGCAAGAUGAAGCGCAACAUCGAACUCAUCCUCGACUACCUGAUCCCGCUCCUCCUCGUGCGCGGCGUCCUCCCCUCGCCCAAGCUCCUCGCGCGCUCGGCGCGCCACAAGACGCUGUACGAGCCGUUCGUGCGCGCGAUUCGCCAGGGCGACUUUGCCGGCUACGAGCGCCAGCUAGAGGUGGCGCAGAAGAGGCUCAUGCAGCGGGGCACGUACCUCGUCGUCGAGCGCGCGAGGGAGGGCGCCGUGCGGGGCCUGCUCAAGAAGGCCUGGGUCCUCGAGGGCAAGCCGGCGCGCAUGAGCAUCGACAAGUUCCGCGCCUACUACAACGCGGCGCAGGCGGUCGGGCUCGAGGAGGACGUGCGGCUCGGCCGGUUGAGGCGCGAGGCCGUCCCGAGACGGACAAAGGAGGGCGAGAUUGACGGCGAGGAGAUGGAGUGCUUGCUCGCCAACAUGAUCUACAAGAACCUGCUCAAGGGCUACAUCUCGCACGCGCACCAAAUCGUCGUCUUGUCCAAAGACAAACCGUUCCCUUGGUACCCGCCGUACCGCAACAAGGGCGAGGCGUUCGCGCGGCAACGAGCAGAGAGGGAGACGCAGGAGCGGCAGCGGGUGGUCGAUUUGGCCGCGGCAGCAGGGACGGGUGCGGCUCCUCCAGCUUUGUAG